AUGGCUGCGGCAAGACUGCCCGACUACUAUAAGAUACUUGAGGUUGAACAAGAUGUUGACCCAGAGGCCCUCAAGCGUGCUUACAAGAAGAUGGCAUUGAAGUAUCACCCUGAUAGGAAUAGAGGACAGGGUGAGAAGGAUUCAGAAGAGAGAUUCAAGUUGAUAUCAGAGGCAUAUGUUGUGUUGUCAGACGCUGCGAAGAGGAGAGAUUAUGAUUAUGAAUUGAGAGCGAGUAAGGAACAGCCAUUUGCCAAUGGCUUUGGUAAUAUCAAUAUAUCGACAGGUCGUUUCAAUCGACAUCACAUGGACCAUGACGAAGUGUUCGGCAUGUUCAACAGCUUCUUCAGCAGGUCGUUUGGUCACAACAUGUCCUCGUUCCACUCAUCCGCUCCCGACCCCUUUGCUCAUCCAAUGUUCAAUGAUCCCUUCUUCAUGGGAGCUGCCUCAGCAAGUAGGUCACCAUUCCAAGCUCACAGUCGUGCUCAUAAUCAUAAUCACAACAGCAAUAUCCACAACUAUCAACGAUCCAAUGUCAAUUUCAGCAAUCUUGAUGAAGAUGACAUUGGCCAACAACAUCAACAGUUUCAUCAACAGCAGCAACAACAACAACCUCAACCUCAACCUCAACCAAUACCUCAACCUCAACCUCAACCUCAACCGACACCUCCAAGGAAGGUCGUACACAACACAACAUUACACCUCUCAUUCAAGGAAUCAGUGCAUGGCGCAGAGAAGCCAGUCUCAUUCAAGGUCAAGGUCGAGUGUGGACAUUGCCAGGGCACUGGCUCAUCGACCAAGCAACGUGAAUUCAUAACCUGUCAGCGAUGCAAUGGCAAUGGACGCAUAACAAGCUUCCUCUUAGCCUUCCAAUGCGACAUGUGCAAUGGCAAUGGUGUCGCACUCAAGAACACUUGCAACUUCUGUCUUGGCGAGGGCAUAGUCAAACAAGAUUACGAUGACUCUGUAAUCAUUCCAGCGGGUAUAGCCAGUGGCUCAAGUCAAGUGGCAGUGUUUAGGAUCAAGAGACCAAAGUCGGCAAGCUUUGAUGAGCAUGAAUUACAUAUCAAGUUCACGGUGGAGCGACAUCAGUUCUUUGUUAGAGAUGGUAGUAAUGUGAUCAUCACAGUGCCACUGGCUUCAACACAGGCAUUGUUUGGAUGCAGCAUUGAUGUGCCAACUAUAUACGGCAGGAAUGUCAACAUCACUGUACCAAACUAUGACAAUCAAUCACAAUAUGGCAUCAUUGUACAUAGGCAAGGAUUCAAAGACCCCGAUGGACACAAUGUCGUAGGCGACAUGAUUGUCAACUUCCAGAUAAACCUACCCACUCUAUCAGGACUGACAACGAGGGAGCGAGAGUUGUAUAAGGAGUUGAUGAUGUUGGAACAGACGCGACUGACUAAGAACCAGACGCAGUACUAUGACUUUAUGAUACAAUGGGCAGGCGAGCAAUCACCCUACACGCAAAGGUCGGCAAACAACAACAAUCCAACUUGA
Messenger RNA from Acytostelium subglobosum LB1, 1497 nucleotides. RefSeq lists its product as hypothetical. Gene Ontology annotation, biological process: protein folding. Bases 1 to 1497 code for a protein of 498 amino acids. Lineage: Eukaryota; Evosea; Eumycetozoa; Acytosteliales; Acytosteliaceae. The transcript has 4 exons. Gene Ontology annotation, molecular function: heat shock protein binding. The record is from RefSeq and is a predicted model, not a curated record.